Molecule: messenger RNA, 1218 nt
Organism: Saxophila tyrrhenica
Lineage: Eukaryota; Fungi; Ascomycota; Dothideomycetes; Mycosphaerellales; Extremaceae
Exons: 1
Coding region: 1-1218 (405 amino acids)
Source: RefSeq, a predicted model, not a curated record
AUGCGCCCAGUCAUCAUCACCUUCAACGUGGGCUUCUCUUUGUCUUAUGGCAAACAUCACCCUUCUCAAGCGCAGAAGGCGACAACAUCUGCGACGGCGCCCGCACCAGCUCCUCCGCUAGUCGCACCAAACGAUCCAAACGAUCCAAACGAUCCAAACGAAGCCAUGCUUUCUCCCACUACGCUCGACCUGCAACGACGCAUCCGCCAGCAUGUGCGUGAAGGCCUGGCGCAGCUCAACCAGGAUCCGGGCAGACCAGCCGAAGACCAGCGCGACGGCAGUAACGACCAGGAGCCCGAGCACGAGCGCCAGGCCGACUCGGAGUCCCUGGAACAUCUCGAAGCAGCGAAAGCAGCCGAUGCCGCGCUCUCGAAAGCGAUGGAUGUCGAGAGCCUGGAAGCGCUGUGGCGCAGCACAGAAGACAAGGACGCCUUCCGACCUACCUCGUUCGUCACACCAGAGAACAAGACGUUCUGGCCGCCGAAGGCUCAGCGUGCGAAAGUGAGAGAGCCGUCGGUGGUUACGGAUGCUGCGCCGUUCACUACUCCAUCGAGCGUUGAGAGGGAGAUUGCGGCGAAGGCUGGGAGUGAAGGUGCCAUAAGUCAGAUGUCAGGGUCAGAGAUGCUAUCGUUCUUAUUGAACUCUCCAAGCACCGACAAGGAUUUCAAGCAACCGGAGCCCGAGAACGAGUUCGAAGUAUUCCUCCAGCGAUCCACGGCAAGCAGUCGUAAGGGCAACACGCCAGUCAGCAUGAAGAAGAGCAACAGCUUCAGCGCCUUAUUGAGAUCAUCUCAGGCGCUUGACGUCGUCGAAGGACCAGGACAGCCGAUGGAGAGCAGUUACAUUCAGCAACAAGCAGAGUCUGUCUUCCAGGCGUUCGCCGAGGCGGAGCGGGCGCAACCAGAUAACGAUCAGACUGAGAACACCUCGCCAGCUAUCUUGGAUGAGGUGUCGAAGCCGAAUACAGAUUCAUGCAGCGAGACUCUCCCGGACAUCGUCGUUACUGCACCAGUUCAGGAGAAAGCUGUUGGGAUGGAAAUUGGAAUUGAAGCAGCCAAGAGUGAGACGGAGUCAGCCCAAGACGCUGAUGGAGAUAAGAUGGAUGUUGAGCGCGAGGACGAAGAGGUGUACGUGCUUGCACCGUCAACUGCACAACAUGCUGAAGACGAUGGGGAUGGGGAAUGGGAGAUGGUUGAUGAAGAGGUGGAAAUGAAGUGA